Molecule: messenger RNA, 712 nt
Organism: Trypanosoma conorhini
Lineage: Eukaryota; Euglenozoa; Kinetoplastea; Trypanosomatida; Trypanosomatidae
Product: calpain-like cysteine peptidase
Exons: 1
Source: RefSeq, a predicted model, not a curated record
GCCGGAGGGCGUUCCGUUGGAGAUCCUCCCGCUUGACGAGGACCCCAAGUUCCACCAGAUGGAGGCGGAGCGUGCGAAGCUGAAGGCGCAGGACCCUCGGCGCAACGAACGCAAGGUGGCCGACCUGGAAAACGCAAUGAACGACCGUUGUCACGAGCUUGCCUGCGAUCAACUGCGUGAGGACUUGGCUGGUGUGGACAAGGAGCCCCGUGACAUCCCUCUCGAACUGCUGCACCCUCACGGUGAUCCGGCCUUUGCGGCGUUGGUGAGUGACAUUCGGGAACUGAAGAAGGACCGUAGGAAGAAUGCGGAUGCGAUUGAGGGGAUCGUACGUGCGAUGAACGGGCGCGCCGACGCGUUGGCGGCAGCGCAGCUGGACCGUGGCUUCUUGGACCCCGAACCGGCAGGCGUACCUCUGGAGAUUCUGUCGCUUGACGCGGAUGACGCAUUCCACGCGGCGGAGACCGAGCGUGCGCGACUUAAGUUGAGCGACCCCCGGCGCAACGCGGGGAAAAUUAAAGAGCUCGAAGACGACAUGAACGCUCGGGCGCACGUGCUUGCAGGUGAGCUCAAGGAGAAGGAGCGAGAAAUAUUUCUCGACCCGCAACCGGGGGGUGUGCCGGUGUCUGAGCUGCCGCUGGAUUCGGACGAGUCUUUCCACACGAUGGAGGUGGAGCGCCUGCGUCUUCGCAACGAAGAUCCGCGCGGCAAU